CCUGGGGGCUAAGUCAUGGCUUGCGGCUUUCGCAGGUCCAUCGCGGGUCAGCUUUCUAGAGUAUUGGAUCUUCCACUAGAAAACUUGAUCAAGUCAAUAUCUGCAGUUCCAAUUUCCAAAAAAGAAGAAGUAGCUGAUUUUCAGCUUUCUGUGGAUUCUUUAUUAGACAACAACAGUGACCGUUUGAGAACAGAUACACAAGUUCAAGCCAAGAGACUGGCAGAGAAGUUAAGAUGUGAUAUGGUGGUGAGUGAAAUCAGAGCUGGUCAAGGGACUGUAAAUUUCAAAAUAAACAGAGAACUGUUAACAAAGACAGUGCUACAACAAGUAAUUGAAGACGGUUCAAAAUAUGGAUUAAAGAGUGAACUAUUCUCUGGUGUCCCAAAACAGAAGGUUGUGGUUGAAUUCAGUUCACCUAAUGUUGCCAAAAAAUUUCAUGUUGGACAUUUGCGUUCUACCAUUAUAGGAAAUUUUAUAGCAAAUCUUAAAGAAGCUUUAGGACAUGAAGUAACAAGAAUAAAUUACCUUGGAGAUUGGGGCAUGCAAUUUGGUCUUCUGGGAACUGGCUUCCAACUGUUUGGCUAUGAAGAAAAACUCCAGUCCAAUCCUCUCCAGCAUCUCUUUGAAGUUUAUGUACAAGUUAAUAAAGAAGCAGCAGAUGAUAAAACUGUAGCAAAAUCAGCACGUGAGUUCUUCCACCGUCUGGAAACUGGUAACAUGCAAGCACUUUCACUAUGGCAAAAAUUUCGGGACUUGAGCAUUGAAGAGUACAUUCGGAUUUAUAAGCGCCUAGGAAUAUACUUUGAUGAAUAUUCAGGAGAAUCAUUUUAUCGUGAAAAAUCCCAAGAAGUCUUAAAGUUGUUGGACAGUAAAGGACUCCUACUGAAAACAAUAAAAGGAACUGCGGUAGUCGAUCUCUCUGGGAAUGACGACCCCUCCUCCAUUUGCACUGUAAUGCGAAGUGACGGGACUUCUCUCUAUACAACCAGAGAUAUUGCAGCCGCUAUAGAUCGAAUGGACAAGUAUAAUUUUGAUGCAAUGAUUUAUGUGACAGAUAAAGGACAAAAAAAGCAUUUUCAGCAAGUGUUCCAAAUACUGAAGACCAUGGGAUAUGACUGGGCAGAAAGGUGCCAUCAUGUGCCCUUUGGAGUAGUGCAAGGGAUGAAGACUCGAAGAGGCGAGGUCACUUUUCUGGAAGAUGUUUUAAAUGAGAUUCAGUUAAGGAUGCUACAGAACAUGGCUUCUAUUAAGACAACUAAAGAACUUGAGAACCCCCAGGAGACUGCAGAGAAGGUUGGGCUCGCAGCACUCAUUAUUCAGGACUUCAAAGGUUUACUCUUAUCUGACUAUCAGUUCAGCUGGGAUCGUGUUUUCCAGAGUCGUGGAGAUACAGGAGUCUUCCUACAAUACACACACGCCCGCCUCCAUAGUUUGGAAGAGACUUUUGGAUGUGGUUACCUGAAUGACUUCAACAUGGCUUGUUUACAAGAGCCACAGUCUGUUUCAAUUCUCCAGCAUCUUCUCAGGUAUGAAGGUUUUCUGGUAUCAUGUCUGCUCCUGUUUCUUGAAAUGGCAUUCUUGCUGACCACUGGAGUCAAGAAGCCAACAGGUGCCUCCUGUCUCUGGACUUUACCCAGAAGUAUACCCCAAGUCAGUUUUCUGCCUUUUGAGGGCAAACAGAGAGCAUGGAUGAGGCCAAUUUUCGGGGUAAAUCUUAUCACUGCUGAAUUAGCACAGAUGCUUGGCUUCCUCUAGCCCACGUAAAGCCAAUAAAAACAUAAUUUUUAGUGUUGGAAAAAAGCAUCUAUUCUCUCUUCCUGAUAAGUGAAGGAAACUCCCUGCCUUUGUGGAACUCCCCAGAGACCACAGGUCCCUCAUGUGCCUCUUGGUGUCAGUUCAUAGUCUCAAAUAUACAAGUCCAGCUGCUGCCCCCACACAAAGCCAGAGACCACACUUUUCUACUCUUAGAAGCAUUGCUGGGUAGACUGUCACUAGGUAAUAAGUUUCUAGAAAGGACUUUGGUGGGUAUGAACAAAUCACUUUUCUUUGAUUGCCAUUCCAUAGUCAGUGGUUCUUUUCUGGGAUCAGAGUAGUUUACUCACAUGUAGCUCAUGUGAAGAACAAUAAGCCUACCUGGUUUUCACAGCACUAGGGGUAGACUUUGUUUGCUAGUUUGUAUUUUAUGCCUAUAAAUGUGGCCAGAAGCUUUUUUACAUUCAAUUUAACAGCCAUGAUUUAAGUUUCUGCUCUGGACUAGGUCUAGGGAAUAUCAAGAUGAUUUAGAAAGUCUCUGCCAUCAAGGAAUUUGUAAGGAAAAAAAAGUGCCUCUGCCUUCAAAUGCACAGGCUUUUUUCCCCCUAUGCCUUCUACUCUUACGCAUGUCCAGUCAGUCUCACAUGCAGAGUUUUGUGACACUUCGUGUCUCAGCCCGUGUGACAUGUGUGGUCUUCCCUGCUCCUGU
Messenger RNA from Otolemur garnettii (small-eared galago), 2461 nucleotides. It is a transcript of the gene RARS2, whose product is annotated as arginyl-tRNA synthetase 2, mitochondrial. Gene Ontology annotation, cellular component: cytoplasm; mitochondrion. The record is from RefSeq and is a predicted model, not a curated record. Lineage: Eukaryota; Metazoa; Chordata; Mammalia; Primates; Galagidae. Gene Ontology annotation, molecular function: arginine-tRNA ligase activity; ATP binding. The coding region runs from base 16 to 1755 and encodes 579 amino acids. The transcript is spliced from 17 exons. Gene Ontology annotation, biological process: mitochondrial translation; arginyl-tRNA aminoacylation.